AAACAAUAUGUAGUUAAUUUGUUUACAUUCUUCUCGUAGACGAAUUUCGUUUAAACUACACAAAUAUAGUGAAACAUUUCGGAAAAUGACGACUUCGGAACAAAUAGGACUGAACAAAACUUGGGAACUUUCCCUUUACGAGUUGCAUCGCACCCCACAAGAAGCGAUCACUGAUAACACAGAGAUCGCUGUCUCUCCAAGAAGUCUCCACAGUGAGCUUAUGUGCCCAAUAUGCUUGGAUAUGCUGAAAAAAACCAUGACCACCAAAGAAUGCCUGCACAGAUUCUGCUCGGAAUGCAUCAUCACAGCGUUGAGAUCUGGCAAUAAGGAGUGUCCCACUUGUAGAAAGAAACUUGUGUCAAAGAGGUCCUUGAGGCCUGAUCCUAAUUUUGACUUAUUGAUAUCCAAGAUAUAUCCCAGUCGGGAUGAAUAUGAAGCUCACCAGGAGCGUGUUUUAGCAAAACUCAAUAAAAGCCAUUCCAGGGAAGCUCUUGUGCAAUCAAUCAAAGAGGGAAUUAAAAUGCAGUCUCAGAAUAGGCCCAAUAGAGGGAGAAAAACAAAUGAUCCAAAUGUGGCUGAUAAUCAGGAUGAAAAUGCUCCUAUUGUACCUAAUAAUGCCAGUGAAAAUGUGCCACCCGUGCAACUCAACCCCGUUGCCCCCCAAGCGGCUGCCCCUGCCGCGCCCACCCCGCCGCCGCUGGCCACGCCCGCCCCUACCUUAGGGGCGGUCCCGGUCCCGCCCCCCGGCCACGCCCACCCGCCCAGUCCGUCUCCGUCUGGGCGCAGCACGCCCUCGCAGCCGCCCAGUCCGGUGUCGUCCAGCGUCAGCUCUGUUGCCAAGUCGUUCGGCAAACGGCCCAAAAGCGUACUGACAUCCGAGAGGAGCGAAGAGAGCGAAUCCAGCGAAAGGACGGAGCAAACUGAUACCGAGGGAGAGGGAAAUUCGGAGCCGAGGACUUUGAACGAAAUCGAAUUGGUCUUCAAGCCCCAUCCGACCGAAAUGUCGGGCGAGGAGGUGAAAGCUCUCAAAGAAAAUUCGAUAAGAUACAUUAAAACCACGGCCAAUGCGACCGUUGACCACCUCCACAAGUACCUCGCGAUGCGCCUCACCUUGGACCUCGUCGAUUCGCAACUGUCUUCGACUCACAGCCUGCUCAACUUUUGCAUCUACAUAUCGCCAAUGGCGGGACAGUAUGUCCAGCUCAACGGUAACCAAACUCUGGGACAAGUGAAUGACAAAUAUUGGAAGGUGAACAAACCAUUGGAAAUGUUCUAUUCCUGGAAAAAGACAUAGGGAAUGCGUAAGGGGCCCAAAAAGGCUCCCUAAAAGGGAUCGAUGUAAAGUAGAACAAUUAUUAUUGUUCAGGGGCGGAGAAUUGUAUAUCGGAAUAUUGAAAGUUUUACUGAAAAUUCGGACGGAAUCAUGAUUUUUUUCUCAUCUCUCAACUCGGAAUUAGUUAUACAGGGUGGAGCAUCAGUUCGUCGGAGCUCGAUUUCUCGAGUUUUAUGAUAACUGGAAACUUGAUUCAAAAACGAAUGUCAAUGAGACAACAAGGUCCGUAACUAAAAAUCAUUGCCGCAUAUACAUUACAUCUGUUAUUAAAACAUCAAAAGUCCAAUUAAUAAUUCAGUAGACUUAUUUUUUCAUUGAAAGAAUUGAUACCAGAAUCUAAGCAAACAGAAAUAGUUCAUAUGCUAGUUAUUCACAAAGUGAAAAAGAACAAAAUUCCCAUUUUGCAUAAUUGUAAAUUACUAUCCUGGUUUUGUUUUUAAUGUUCUAUGAAUUCAUGAGAUAUUUUGAAAAUGGAAAUUGUUCCUUUUUUGCUUUGUAAAUUACUAGCAUAUGAAUUAUUUCUGAUGUUUGCUUCAAUGCUGGUUUGAAUUCUUCCAAUGAAAAAACUAGUAUACUGAUUUAUUGAUUGGACUUUCGAUGUUUCAAGACUGUAUAUCGAUGAAAAUGGCCAACCUGGAAUGUUCAAAGUUCAAUAAUUCAAAAAUGUUUACGAAUAUCAAUAUGGAUGUUGAGAUAAAAGAUGUUCGUGUUUCGAUUUUACACCAAAUGGCCUAAAAAUAUAUGGGGUGUUUCAUUUGAAAAACUCAAGAAAAAUCACUUCGAAAAGUUCCGAAUUAAAAAAUCAUUUUCAGCCACCCUGUAUAAUUUGUGGGCAUAAAAAUUCUAUAGAAAUAUCACGCAUCUUUCCAGCAAAUGAUAUUAUGUUUAUUCUCUCUUAAGUUUUAUAAUUGUGAUUUUUUCGGCAUGGAUCUGCAGAUGACAUUAUUUCGACAAAAAAAUUAAUAACUUCGAAAAGAUCGAGAUAUAGUCAACAGUAUUAUAGGAGUGGAUGAAGAUCACAGGGAUGCUUCAAAAAAUGUGCUAAUAUAUUGGGCAUUCCAUUUAAAAAAAGUGAUCCUGACCCUCUAGAUUUUUUCCGGUAUAUGCGGCAAUAAUUUCUAGUUAUGGACCUUGUUGUCUCAUUCACAUUCGUUUUUUAAUCAAGUUUCUAACUAUCAUAGAACUCGAGCAGUCGAGCUCCGACUCACUAAUGCCCCACCCUGUAUAUUUAUUCAAAUUGAGUGUUUGUUAACUUUCAUAGUUUGCUUAGAAAUAUGAGAUGAUGUUCAAAUGAAGUGUUCAGUAGUUACCUAGACUUCGAAACAGAAAUAAUUAUGUAAUCAUGAAGACAAAUUAACUUUGUCUUAUUAUUCCAUGAACUUUAUGAAAUUUACAAACAUAUGCUUAAGAUAUAGUAGGUAGUCAUUAGAAGUCAAUGUUAUAGUGCCUAUUUAUAUUGCAAAAUAUAUGAAUGCU
Molecule: messenger RNA, 2809 nt
Organism: Phaedon cochleariae (mustard beetle)
Lineage: Eukaryota; Metazoa; Arthropoda; Insecta; Coleoptera; Chrysomelidae
Source: the annotation of a GenBank genome assembly